Messenger RNA from Branchiostoma belcheri (Belcher's lancelet), 1832 nucleotides. Its product is annotated as integrin-alpha FG-GAP repeat-containing protein 2-like. Gene Ontology annotation, cellular component: KICSTOR complex. NCBI's taxonomy places the organism in Eukaryota, Metazoa, Chordata, Leptocardii, Amphioxiformes, Branchiostomatidae. Gene Ontology annotation, biological process: regulation of TOR signaling. The record is from RefSeq and is a predicted model, not a curated record.
ACUUUGUUGUUUAUUAUAACAGUUCAUACUGUAGUGUAUGAAAGAUGAGGUACGUAUCAUUUGUGGAACACCUGCAGCUGGAGUUCUCAGGGAACCUCAUGCCUCAGGCCAUGGUGCUGGGGGAUGUGGACAAUGACCAGGAUAACGAGUUGGUGGCUGGAAAUGUGAAUGGACAGCUGAUGGUGUUUAAAGGUGCUGACACCACGCCAUGGAGGGUGGCUUCAGGACUGGGGAUGACCUCGUGUGCUGCAGUGGGUGAUGUGUGCAAUACUGGCAAGAAUGUGAUUAUGACGCUGAGUGCUGAAGGCUGGUGCCAUGUCUUCUCCAUAGAACAUCAUGAGAAACAGAAUGAAGAUGAUGAGAAGGACAAGGAAGCAGCGUUGUCACAGGAGAAAGCAGGACCAGAGGAAAUGACACCUGUAUAUCAGCAGCUGUUAGCUGCCAACGGGCAAGCUAUUGUCAUAGCUGACAUUGAUAAUGAUGGGAAGAAGGAGGUUGUGAUUGGGUACACAGACCGUGUAGUCCGUGCCUACAGCUGGGUGGAAAAUACUUCACCAGCCUCCACAGGCCAGGAUGUCCUGAGUGGCAAAUUUGUGCUCCUUCAGACAUGGGAGUUGGUUGGUCAGGUGGGUUCCAUUGUUGUAACUAAGGGAGUAGAUGGCCAGACAGAGCUGUUAGCCUCCCAGCCUGGCUGCACCUACACGACACUACUGAUGAAGGACAGGGGAAAGGGGGAGGGGGGCAACAAAGAAGAGGAGGAGGAGGAAGAGGAGGAGGAAAGGCAACAGGCAAGUGGUGAGACUGUGAUCUUCCACCCCCUGGUGUCAUCCCGAGCCAGGAACCCUGAUGUGUCAACAGAGAUCAUCGGGAACUUGGCAACAGGGCCAUCAGAUGAUGCAGGGGACUGUGCAGGACGGGGGCUGUAUGCUAUGUGUACCCUAGAUGGUACUUUGAUGUUGGGCCAAGGAGAGGAGAUUGUGUGGUCACUCCAGGUGGACCACCACCUGUUCUCACUGACCAAACUGGACGUCACUCGGGACGGUAAAGACGAGAUAGUGGCAUGUGGCUGGGAUGGACAGACGUACAUCAUGGACCACCUGCAGAACAUGGUCCGCUUCCAGUUCGACCAGCCUGUCAAUGCCUUCUGUGCUGGUCUGUAUGCAGUGAAUCCAGGAAAGAAUGUCCCCUGUCUGGUCUAUGCCACCUUCCAUAACAACAUCACCCUGCACUUUAACACUACCCUGCCAUGUCUACUCCCAACUACACUUACGGAUGUCUUAGCAGACAAGGAGAAGGUGACACGCCUGUUAGAAAAAUUCAACCUGCAAGAUGCAGACUCUGGCACUUUGCAGCAGCUGUACCACUGGUGUAUCUAUGGACAACCUUGAACAGCAGCUGUAACACUAGUUUAUGUAUAUGGACAGCUUUGAACAGCAGCUGUAACACUGGUGUAUCUAUGUACAACCAUAAUCAGCAGCUGUACCACUUGUAUAGCUAUGGACAACCUUGAACAGCAGCUGUACAAAUGUACCACUGGUGUAUCCACGGACAAACUUGAAUGGCAGCUGUUCCACUGUUGUAUAUGUAUAUAAUGGCUACAAGAGACCCAGAAAUUUGGAAUACAUCAAUUGAAUAUGUCAGUUGCACGAAAACAGACGUCAGCACAUCUCCAAAGGUGAAGGGCACAGAGAUAGCCAAAAGGAUGUCUAACUCGAAGGACAAGCAACCCUUAGCUGCCACUUCAAAUUCCUUCCUGAACUGUAUCUAUAUAUGGCGACUUCUGGACUUGCCUUGUAUCAAUCCAGAUAUAAUAUUAAAGUCUACAUACAAUU